AUGCGCGAUGUGGUCACCCUCUUUAUCGAGGCAAGCGUAGCGAAGGGGGAGUGGAAGGCAGCCCUCAGUGCUCUACAGCUCCCCCGAGACAGUCAAAGCAGUAGCACCAGCGCCGGCUCGCUGCUUGCAGUGGAGACGUCCUCGAACCUCUUCCGUCUCUCCAGCACCCUCUCCAGCAAAGGUGAGUGGAUUGCGGCGCUCGCAGUGCUGCGCAGCGCCGCACUGCCAUUUGCCGCGCAGGGAUGCAAACCGCACUCGUCUGCGUAUCUGACAGCGCGCAUCCAGGCAUACCAGCAUGUCCUGAAGGCCUGCUGCAGCGGCAGCCCAGUAGAAGUUCUAGACAACGCUUCAACAAUCACACGAGCGACUGUGUCUGCGCGUGGUGUGGACUCGAGUACGGAAGAAAUGUCCUUCGAGUGCGUCUUGGCACUGGCCAAGGAAGCGUUUUGCGUGCCCAACAGCGUGCCUGAGCUCUUCGGGAGGAACGAGACGCUGUGUGAAGAGCCGGCGGAACGAGACUUGGCGAAGCCGCUCGUUGCCCCUGUAGGACCCACCUCUGUGGGUACAGAUGCUGAAACGGCAUGUGUCGAGGACUUGUUGCGAUGGUGCCGCGCUGAGCUUCCCCGGCGCCGCUCCCUCACUGGCGUAGCAACAUUCGAGCAAACAGAAGCCGCCAUACAGCAGCUAACGGAGCUUUCUGCCGUGGCUUUUCGCGCCAUCUCAGACAUACACACGGCCGUAUCACACAAACCAUCAAGAGAGCUUGAAAACAAAGCAGCCUCACACUCGGACGCCGGUACAUCACAUACACGAGCCGCCUCAGAUGUGCAGCGUGCAGAGGAGGACCUCACAAAGCAACUGGCCAGCAACAGUCGAACCACGGGUGCCUGGGCAACCUCGCUCAACUUUCUGCGGCGAAUUCCGGCGGAAUGCGUCACCGGGCACCUCUUCACCGCCCUUCUGCGGCAUCUCCUCCAGCAUCACCGAGGAAGCGAGGUAGAACAACUGGUGCGCACCUUCGUAUUACCUGAAAGGAGUGGCAGCGGCAGCGCGCAAAGCCCCUUGCCAGCCCUGACACACACGCCACCCUCACGUGCCACGUCGAGGGCGCUACGGGCAGACAGUGUCGUGAUAAAGACUGUGGCGGAGGCGUGUCACCUGCUUAGAUGCAGUGACUUGGCGGCUGCACUUCUUCUCGACACAGAGACACGCGCUGCGAUGACGCCGUCGGCAGCUGUGCCAUUGGUGAUGACGCUGCGUGACGCCGGCGCGUACUCGUCGGUGCUGCUCUGGUGGGAGCUUCUGCGGAAGGAAGAGUCGGUCCUACGCUAUCCACUUCUGCGGCACGCGAAGCUCAGCAGCUAUGUGGCUUCGUGUGUCUUGCGCAGCACCACCGAAGAGACGCAGCAAGCGGCCUCCUCCUCCACAGCGAAAGAGACGCGUGCCAGCCCCGCCCCUCGCUGGACUGGAGAGUGGCACAGUGCGCUGGACGUGUUUCGCGACGCGGAGGCACCAGCACACGAUCCUGCCCUCGUCCUACUUUUUCAGCUGCGCCUGCUUCGGCAGGCUGGGCAGUGGAAAGCGGCUGUGCAGCUUUUCAACACCUUCUGCCAGGCACAUCCCAACGUGGUGGACUCCGAGCAGCCUCCCCCCGAUCUCGCUGGCCAGGAGCACCAUGGCAGACACAACGACCGGCGUCGCUGGCGCACCCGCCGUGAGACCCCCUAUCUAGCUCCAGGUAAGGAACGCGUUAGUGCCAUGAAGAGCGCAUGGGCUGUCCUGACAGAAGAGCGCGCGGAGCAGUGGAUACCACCAUCCGUGCUUGUCCACCUGCGCAGGCAGGGACAAAAUGUACAGUCAUGA
Leishmania braziliensis MHOM/BR/75/M2904 is the source of this 1863-nucleotide messenger RNA. RefSeq lists its product as hypothetical. Lineage: Eukaryota; Euglenozoa; Kinetoplastea; Trypanosomatida; Trypanosomatidae. The transcript has a single exon. The coding region runs from base 1 to 1863 and encodes 620 amino acids. The record is from RefSeq and is a predicted model, not a curated record.